AUGAAUCUCAAUUCAUCAAGAGAUUCCAAGGUCAACCCCAGUCACCAAGAACAGCACAAGCAGACGGCGGGAGCGGAGGAACAGAGAUGGUAUAUCCCUCUGAACAGUUCUUUGCUAGCCGACAAUAUUGAUGAUAGGUCUUUUCAGGUCUUUAUUCUUGGGGUCAACUUCCCCGAACACCGUUUUGUAUGGAGGUCGCUCGAAACAUUUUUUGGCAUCGGUCCUGCCACCCGCGCCCGCAUCAUGUCGCGUUUUCACUUACACAAUACCGUUAAAGUCGGCGAGCUCACGCAGAAUCAAGUGCUCGACUUGACUGCUCACUUGGAUUCCAUGAAGAUUGAGAACCACUUGAGACGGCAAGUGCAGCAGGACAUCGCAAGGCUGAGAGACACUGGGACAUACCGGGGACGCAGACACGCGAUGAAUCUGCCUGUCAGGGGACAGAACACAAGGAGCCAGAUCAAAACGGCGCGGAAACUUAACAGAGCGGAGCGGUAUUAG
This is a messenger RNA of Fonsecaea erecta, 501 nucleotides long. RefSeq names its product 30S ribosomal protein S13. The transcript has 2 exons. The record is from RefSeq and is a predicted model, not a curated record. Gene Ontology annotation, cellular component: mitochondrion; small ribosomal subunit; ribosome. Gene Ontology annotation, molecular function: structural constituent of ribosome; RNA binding. Gene Ontology annotation, biological process: translation. NCBI's taxonomy places the organism in Eukaryota, Fungi, Ascomycota, Eurotiomycetes, Chaetothyriales, Herpotrichiellaceae. Bases 1 to 501 code for a protein of 166 amino acids.